CGCGAAACAAUAGCAGGAGUCGCACGCACAUGGUAACGAAUAGCCGUCUAGCCCACGGGAGUGAGGCUAGCACAAAAUGGCCUGGCCAUGCAUGCGGGUCUUCGAUUCUGUAGCGCGGCGCCUCUCCAACAUGAGGAGGGAGGAGGAGCGAUGACGCAGCGGGCGUGGCUUGUUUGCUUUCCUUAUCAUGGGCACCCGGUCAGCCAUUGUAGAGGGAAAGUGGGAAGAGAACACGAGCUAUCUGUGAAACUUGAGACCCAAUCGUCACCCCCUUGUAUUCUCCCGACUAAGUCCUGCCUGUGGCAUUAGUUGAGAAUAAACAUCGUGAUUCACCAUGACUUCCCUCGGGCCUUCCCUCAAGGAGUCUACCAAGAACAUCAGCUCCGAGUUCUCUUGGACUAAGAGCAACUUGCCGAAGAAACUCUUCAUCAACAAUGAGUACGUCGACAGCAAACACCCCAAGAAGCUCGAGCUCCACAACCCCAAGGACGGCUCCCUGGUAGCCAACGAUGUCUCCCUAGCGGGUGAGCAGGACGUCGACGCGGCCGUUGCAGCGGCCGAGGCGGCGUUCCCGGCCUGGCGCAAGACGCUGCCCAACGUCCGGCGCGACUGCAUGCUCAAGCUGGCGGACCUGAUCGAGCAGAACGGCAAGGCGCUGGCGGAGCUGACCCGGGAGACGCUGGGCGCGCCCUUUGGCUCGUUCGGCUCGUUCGAGAUCAACAUGGCGGCCGAGGGCUUCCGCUACUUCGCCGGUUGGACGGACAAGUUCGCGGGCGAGACGUACCCGCAGGAGGACGGCUUCCUCAAGAUUGUGCGCAACGAGCCCCUCGGCGUCACCUGCGGCAUCAUCCCGUGGAACGGCCCUCUGGCCAACGUCGGCAUGAAGGCCGGCCCCGCCCUCAGCACGGGCAACUGCUUCAUCCUCAAGCCGUCCGAGAAGACGCCCUUCGCGGCCCUCGCGCUGGGCACCCUCAUCCGCGAGGCCGGCUUCCCGCCGGGCGUGUUCCAGGUCAUCUCGGGCGACGGCACCACGGGCGCGCUGCUGGCCAGCCACAUGCGCGUCCGCAAGGUCAGCUUCACGGGCUCGACGUCGACGGGGCGGCGCAUCCAGGAGAUGGCGGCGCGCAGCAACCUCAAGCGGGUGACUCUCGAGCUCGGCGGCAAGAGCCCCGCCGUCGUGUUCGACGACUGCAACCUCGACAACGCCGUCGCGUGGUGCGCAAACGCAAUCACCGCCAACACGGGCCAGGUCUGCUUCGCCGCCAGCAGGGUCUACGUCCAGGAGGGCAUCUACAAGGAAUUCGUCGCAAAGUACAAGCAGGCCAUGAAGGACAAGGCCGCGGCCGUCGGCGACCCGGACGCGGCCACCACCACCAUCGGGCCCCUCGUCGACAAGAUGCAGUUCGACCGCGUGUCGGGCUUCAUUGAGCGCGGCCGCAGCCAGGGCAAUCUGCUCGUGGGAGGAGAGAAGGUGGGAGGCAAGGGCUACUACGUGCAGCCGACGGUAUUCGAGAACGUGGCGCACGACGCCGAGAUUAGCCAGGAGGAGAUCUUCGGCCCCGUGGCGGUGCUCAACAGCUUCCGGACAGAGGAGGAGAUCGUGGCGCUGGCCAACGACAGCGAGUACGGGCUGAUGGCGGGCGUGUUCACGCAGGACGUCAACCGGGCGAUGCGCCUGGCCGCCGAGCUCGACAGUGGCAUGGUCGGCGUCAACUGCGUCAGCAUGGCCUUCCUGCAGGCCCCCUUUGGCGGCAACAAGCAGAGCGGUAUCGGCCGCGAGAAUGCUAUUAAUGCCCUCCGCAUGUUCACCGAGCCUAAGACGGUGUUUAUCAACCUGACGUAUUAGGG
This is a messenger RNA of Phialemonium atrogriseum, 1848 nucleotides long. RefSeq names its product aldehyde dehydrogenase. NCBI's taxonomy places the organism in Eukaryota, Fungi, Ascomycota, Sordariomycetes, Cephalothecales, Cephalothecaceae. The transcript has 3 exons. The record is from RefSeq and is a predicted model, not a curated record. Bases 335 to 1846 code for a protein of 503 amino acids. Gene Ontology annotation, molecular function: aldehyde dehydrogenase (NAD+) activity.